GUGCCCUACUAGCGAUGUGUGCGCAUUUUUGCCUAGAUUGUGGUGGGAGGUGGCUCGCUAUCCAUUAUAUAAGGAAUGAAUAUUUCCAUAUGAAAUCAUUUAAAAGAAAAUAUCUGCGGCAGUUAGAAUUGUUUGUGAGUGAGUUAUUCAGUGCCAUAUCUGCAGCAGUUAGCAAUUGUGUGAGUGCAUUUUUCUGUUGAAAACUGUUUAUAUCUCCCAUUCAAUUAUUCAUCAUGCCUGUUUCGAAAGUAUACUUGCAAAAAAUCAAUGUGAAUAUACAGGAAGUGGAAGUUUUGGAGCAAAGGGUCUUAUCAUCAUUGCCAAUAAAUGAAGCAUAUGUAAUAAGGAAUAUGACCCUUUUUUCCACUCGGUUUGGUAAAUCAAUUUUAUUAACUUUGGAAGAUGUGAGGAACAAUAAUAAAUUAUUCAAAACAUGGCUACCCAAACAAAUCUCAAUGCAAUUUAGUGAUGAUGAUAUAACUUGCAUCAAUUCAUCGAGUGAUAUGGAUUUCUCCGACUUCGAGGUCAACGCUGCCAUUGACAACAUCAUGCCGGAUCUUAAGGAGGGUGCCAUGACUGCCUCCAUCGAGAGUGAGCUUUCAGAUCCUAGCUACGAGGAUGUCAUGAGUGUGCUAGGUGAGGGAAUCAUCCCGGAUAUGCUCUCCCAGAUCCGGAAUGAUGAAAAUCCAGCCCCAACUACGGGGUCGAAGAAGGUAGUGGCCUCAACCCAGGAGGUGGAGGCAUGUACAUCAUCAGCAAACCCAUCGACAUCGUUGGCGACCCCAUCGACUCCUGCAGCAGCCGCUCCCAUAAACAAUACUCCCGCCACCACCGUGCUUAUCGAAGGGGUUGACUCUUCAGAAGAGGAGAACGCUCUAGUUGAGCAUAUCGUCUUGUCUCUCAGGAAGAAGUACGAUGCUGCUAAACUUGCCUGCCAACAAAGUGAGACUGCAAGGGAAGAUAAUCAGCAUCGUCAGGAAGAGAUUGUCAGGCAACGAGCUGAACUUGCUUGGAAAGAUGCAGAACUUGCCCGGGAAUCUAAAUUUCUUGCUGAGAGUGACCGGUUAGAAGCUGAGCGUCAUAAAAAGAGAUAUGCUCGAUUCAAACGUAUCAAGGGGAGAAUGUCCAAAUUACUUCUUCACUUGGGCAACCUCUUCGAUGAGUUGUAGUAGAUU
Molecule: messenger RNA, 1175 nt
Organism: Leptinotarsa decemlineata (Colorado potato beetle)
Lineage: Eukaryota; Metazoa; Arthropoda; Insecta; Coleoptera; Chrysomelidae
Source: RefSeq, a predicted model, not a curated record